CAGGACGAGUGAAAUGGGUGGCGGAGGCAGCGCGCGGACCAGAUUGUGGCUUUGAUCGCGUGGCUUUCCAUAGCGACAGCGACAAUCGUGAUCGUGAUGGUGACGUCGCGCCGCCCAGCCAGAGCUCGCCCAUCCGCCAUCACUUGCACCACCGCCUGCUUGCUUCAUCUUCUCUCCCUCUCCCCAAUAACAAUCCAUCCAACCCACCGAAACACUUCAAUCAACCUCAUCACACCACCCAAACAACUCCAUACCACACACCACCUCCACAAUGGCCACUCUGCACUACCUCCCACCAGUCAAGCCAUCGGCUAUCGCCCUCGGCACCGUCUUCAACCACGUCGCAUCGCUCGCCAUCCUCGGCCCAGUCUUCGGCGAGACCUACCGCAAGGCACAAGCCGCCAACAGCUCUGAGGAGUUCUUCAAGUCAAAGGAGGCCGCAUCUGCUGGCGCCGCCUGGGGAACUUCGCUCGUCGGCUCUGCCAUCCAGUCAUAUGGUGUUGGUGCUCUCAUCAACGCUACCGGUACUCUGUCCUACAAGGGAGCUGCUUACCUCGGCGGUCUGAUCUUCUUCGCUUCGUCUGCCCCAUCGUUCAUCGCACAAAUCGCCACUGAGAAGCGCCCACUCGACACCGUCGCCGUUGGAGCUCUCGCCCGCGUCUUCGAGACUGUCGGUCUCUCGCUCUUCCUCACCUACUGGGGAACCCGCACCAACCCAUUGGACUCUCGCCUCCAGUAGAUGGAGAAUGUAGCGCAGACGCUGCGAGAGGUUUAAUAUCUUGACGAAGCAAGCGAGGCUGUGCGUUCGGCGCAAAAGUCACAUCGAAGUGUUGGAGAUGGCGGACACACAGAAACUCCUUUAGCUACUCCGUUCUAUGUAUGCUCAGCUACGGGCUUCUCCCUGAAAUGAUACGAAUUCCUGUAUGUUAUGAUAUGUGUAGUGUUUCUCCCG
Molecule: messenger RNA, 952 nt
Organism: Cercospora beticola
Lineage: Eukaryota; Fungi; Ascomycota; Dothideomycetes; Mycosphaerellales; Mycosphaerellaceae
Product: DUF1761 domain-containing protein
Source: RefSeq, a predicted model, not a curated record